UAUGCUUGCCAAGGUGUGAGCCCCACUGUUUCCAUUCUCAUCCGUUAAUAUGCCAAUAGUGAAGUGCUUGUCCAACAUAAGCACUAUGCCCAACACAAUUUCCGGUUCUCUUCGCAACCGAGCGACACUCACCCCUUAGCCUCGAUGUCUCACUUGUCAAUUAAAGUCAAAUCCAGACUGCUGAUUAAGCAAUAUAACCAUCAAGCAGGACACCUGCCUAUUCGCGAUGAGUCAACCCUCACUUGCCACCAAACCAAACCCACCACCGGGUUUCUGUCCACCACCAUGAAACAUACCAUGGAUGAAACAAGUACUACGGCAGAAGGAUCAAAUCGUAUACCCCUCGACAAUAGUGGCCACGGCCCCCUCCGAGUCCCCGGCUUCGGAGACAUCCCCAUCGAGUAUGAGCUCCCACCCAAAGCCCGCUUUGCCCACGGCAUCCGCGAAUGGCGACAGACCCCUGCCGUCACGGCUCGCGAAUUGGCCAUGGUGGCGGUAAUGAACAACCUGACCGAUCACCCCGACUGGCAUGUGGAUAUCUUCAAUGACGAGGUUGUUGCGCUCUGGAAAAAAGAGGCCUUUGACACGACCCCCCUCAUGAGUGAAAAGGCGUGGGACUGGUGUUUGAAAGAACUGCGUGAUAAAGCAGUCUACUUUCGCGAGAAUCAACACAUUCGGGUGCUGGACACAGGAUCCUGUGUGUGUAAAUCGGAUACUCCAACCCUGCGCUCUCUGGGCGCUGUAUUCAGAUGGGCAGUUCCCCCCCUACUCAGACAGCAGAAGCAGCAGCAGGGUCUGGAUUGGCGGACCAAGCAGUUAUUAAAAAUUGUCGAUCCGUUGUUAUUCCCAUUGGUAUAUGGGAAGAGCCUGGUCUUGACGGAUGGAGGGCGAGUCGACCUGCACGACAUUCAUGGCUCCUACAAACAUGCGACAGUCGCGCCGAAACAGUUCGAUAGGCGUGUGGACUCCCCGUAUGUGCAGAGUGAGAUAGAAAAACGGCCUCAGAAUCCCAUGGGAACCACCCCCCGAGAUAGGUUAGAGACCAAGUUCUAUCGUUGGAGCUGGAACUACCAGUGUCUUCCCUGCGAGGUAGAGUUUCUUAAGGACUCCGGUACCGAGGUGCGGAUUACCUCGUAUAUCAAUAACAUACACCCGGCUCAUAAAGGGCUGUACGACGCCAUUGAGAAACUUGUUUCCCUGGCAAUCAGGCCGUGGAAUGAUUGCCUGGUUCAAGGGCAGGACGGCUGGAGGGAUGUGUCCAACCACGGACAGCUGGGGCCCGUCCCACUGCGAAUCAUCACAUACGGUAUUGAAUGGGACAAUGAACUUCCUGAAUGGGCUACUGCUUUCAAUGUGCCCUCAGAUGUCAAGAAAAGAAUGUAUCGUCGAUAUCAAGAACGGUUGCAGAGGAGCAUGGAAGAUCAAACAAAAGCCGGCAGGAAAGAGCAUCGUAAGAUGCAGGAAAUGCUAGCUUCUUUCUGGGAUGUUGCGGGCAAAGAAGACAUGGAGCUGCCCCCUCCAGACUCAGACUUAUGGCAGAAAGCAAGAGAGUAUCUUGAACUCCCCGAGGAUGGAUCAACCACUCUUGUUGCACUCCCAGACGACUGGAAAUCCUACCCGUGGCGAAGGCUUCAACAAAAGGUUUGGCGGGUGCUUCGCUGGAAACAUCCAGAGCCAGGAACUGCCUUUUCGUACGAAGACUGGAAGACUGGCCGACACGACGAUCGGGCCAUUAUUGACAUUGUCCGCGAUCGACCAGACUGGGGCCUCGAGCGACCAUUCCACCCGGUAAUCCCAGCCCACACUCCCUAUAUGAUCACCCUCCAGGACACCUUCCGGAAGCAAGGCUUGCAGGUCAUUGCGGAGAUGGACAACAUCGAGGUCACGCCAGAAGACCCCAGCUAUUCCGACGAUAGCUGGCGACUACCGGGCCAGUUGAACGAGCACAUUGUGGCUGUGGCAGUAUUCACCUACGAGGUGCACAAUAUCACCGAGCCCCGCAUGGCAUUUCGCCAGCACACCUGUCUUGAGGGCUCCUACUAUCGCUACUUCGAAGAGGAAUACACCACGCGAAAUUAUUCUCCGGAUGCUAACCCUGCCCACCGACAGGGCAAGACACAUGGCUUAGAAGUUGACGCAUUGGAGAAGAUCCUGGGAUUUUCACCCGGACAGCUCUCGACUGAUAACUACUGGGGUCGGUCAUUCCAGGACGCCGGCUCCAUUGCUACACCCCAGGGGCGAUUGGUCACAUUCCCCAACGUCCGGGAACACCGGGUGGAACCAUUCAAGCUGGUUGAUCCCACUAUCUCGGGGCAUUACCGUUCAAUCAAGCUGUACCUGGUCGACCCCCACUACCGGGUAUGUUCAACCCGCAAUGUGCCACCGCAGCAGCAUCACUGGUGGGCACAAGAAGUGAGCAGCGAUCUUGCCACGGCGGGACUACCUCGCGAAAUGAUAGAUGAGAUCAUGCACAGGACAAACAACUGGCCGAUGGGCAUGCAAGAAGCGAGAAAUCACCGGCGGGAACUCAUCAAAGAACACCGGUGGAAUGAGAGGACCAAACUGGGUAGUAUGUCCAGCCCUGGGUUUUGAUAUUAGAUAUUAGAUAUAGAAUUUCAUCGUCAUCGAUGUCCAUGAAAAUGAUGGGAAAAAAGAAUGGAAAAAAGAAAAAGGAAAAAGGAAAAGGCUGCACGAAUUACCAUACACAGAAUGCCAAUCCCAAGAUUGCCAGACUGUAGCUAAU
Molecule: messenger RNA, 2743 nt
Organism: Aspergillus sclerotioniger CBS 115572
Lineage: Eukaryota; Fungi; Ascomycota; Eurotiomycetes; Eurotiales; Aspergillaceae
Product: DUF4246 domain-containing protein
Exons: 2
Coding region: 298-2592 (764 amino acids)
Source: RefSeq, a predicted model, not a curated record